Coregonus sp. 'balchen' is the source of this 505-nucleotide messenger RNA. NCBI's taxonomy places the organism in Eukaryota, Metazoa, Chordata, Actinopteri, Salmoniformes, Salmonidae. The record is from the annotation of a GenBank genome assembly.
AUGUUCCGCAGAGAUUUUCCCACAACGCGGGACACCCAGGGAAACUACUUCAUCGACCUCGACGGGACGCUCUUCCGAUACGUGCUAAACUUCCUGCUUAUGUCUGAGCUUACCGUCCCUGUGGACUUCACAGAGAUGGACCUCCUGAGGAAGGAGGCAGACUUACCAGAUUGAGCCACUGAUUCCUUGCCUCAAUGACCCCAAGCCACUCUAUCCUCUGGACAUCUUUGAGCAGGUGAUGGAGCUGUCCAGCACGAGGAAGCUCUCCAUGUACUCAAACCCGGUGGCUGUCAUUAUCACGCAGCUCACCAUAACAACCAAGGUCGAUGCCCUGCUGGAGGGCAUCUGCAAAAACUUCACCAAGUGGAAUAAACACAUGAUGGACACCAGAGACUUCCAGGUGUCGUUCACCUUUGGACCGUGUGACUAUCACCAGGAAGUGUCAAUCACGGUUCACCUAAUGGACUACAUCAUGAAGCAGGGCUUCACCAUUCGGAACACUUGA